Molecule: messenger RNA, 1246 nt
Organism: Gadus chalcogrammus (walleye pollock)
Lineage: Eukaryota; Metazoa; Chordata; Actinopteri; Gadiformes; Gadidae
Gene: elovl6
Product: ELOVL fatty acid elongase 6
Exons: 4
Coding region: 440-1144 (234 amino acids)
Biological process (GO): fatty acid elongation, saturated fatty acid; sphingolipid biosynthetic process; fatty acid elongation, polyunsaturated fatty acid
Cellular component (GO): endoplasmic reticulum membrane; endoplasmic reticulum
Molecular function (GO): fatty acid elongase activity
Source: RefSeq, a predicted model, not a curated record
GAGCUAGUUCAACAGUGUUGAACAGAGCUAGUUAACAGAGCUAGUUCAACAUUGUUUAACAGAGCUAGUUAACAGAGCUAGUUCAACAGUGUUUAACAGAGCUAGUUAACAGAGCAAGUUCAACAGUGUUUAACAGAACUAGCUAGCAGAGCCAGUUAACAGAGCUGCCUCACUAGUUAAACAGUUUAUCACAGUAAAAGCAUUUUGUUGGUAUAGUCUGAUAGAAUGCAGUAGCCUCAGAGAGGAUCUGCUUAUCCAAUGUUUUCUUCCUCGUUGACAUUUUGUUCGGGCACAACCUCGGGCCGCCGGACAAAACAAGAACACUGUUGUCUCUUCACAGUCAAAGCGUUUUUCCUGAUGAACAAUUCAAAACGCUAGGAAGAAGUCCUUCCUGUUCUGCAGUCUGUACGCCGCCUGCAUCAUCGGGGGGCGCCACCUCAUGAAGCAGCGAGAGAAGUUUGAACUGAGGAAACCGCUGGUGCUAUGGUCGCUAACGCUAGCGGUGUUCAGUAUCUUUGGCGCGGUGCGGACAGGAAGCUACAUGAUGCACAUCCUUUUGACGAAGGGGCUGCAGCACUCGGUGUGCGACCAGAGCUUCUACAACGGACCCGUCAGCAAGUUCUGGGCCUACGCCUUCGUCCUGAGCAAGGCACCGGAGCUGGGCGACACCCUGUUCAUCGUGCUCCGUAAGCAGCGGCUGAUCUUCCUCCACUGGUACCACCACAUCACGGUGCUGCUCUACUCCUGGUACUCCUACAAGGACAUGGUGGCGGGCGGCGGCUGGUUCAUGACCAUGAAUUACCUGGUGCACGCGCUCAUGUACUCGUACUACGCGGCACGCGCUGCGGGCUUCAGGGUAUCGCGGCGCCUGGCCAUGUUCAUCACGCUGACCCAGAUCAGCCAGAUGGUGGUGGGCUGCGUGGUCAACUACCUGGUCUACUCCUGGAUGCAGCGGGGCGCCGGCUGCCCCUCCCACGUCCACAACAUCGUCUGGUCCUCCCUCAUGUACCUCAGCUACUUCCUGCUCUUCCUGCACUUCUUCUACGAGGCGUACGUGGGCAAGAACAAACCUCCGGCCUCCGCCUCCGCCGUGACCGCGACGACCAUCACCACAACGACCACGGACGCCAAGAAGAGCCAGUGAAGGAGUCACACGCGGAGGAGGAGAGGGUGGAGGAGUUGGAGUUGGGGAAGGAUCCCAUGGCUGACAGGAGAUGCUUGAGAGGAGGUUGCUGCUGAAGGCAAA